CCCAUUCCUCUCUAGCUUUGGCGACGACGCAGGCGACCCGAGAUCCACAAUCGUGGUGGGGCGGAGGAACUGGAUCCUGCAGGGACGACAAGGGAACCGGAGGUUCGGACGGCGGCGAGCACCGUCGACCACGGCGCCGAGCUACACGACCACCCUGUAGUUGCGGCGGCGGACGAGAGCUACAUGACAGACGAAGAAGUAAUGGAGCCUGAUACCGUGUUCAACCAACGUUUCGCAACAAAACGCUUGCUCGAAGUUGCGAAGACAAAACUUAAUCCUAGCAAGAGGCACUGCAUAAAUGAAACUGGCUUCGGUGAUCUCAUGAGCAUCUCACCUUUUAUAGCGCCACAUGAUUUGAUGGAGUGGUUAACAAUAAACAUUGACACUAACAGUCGUGAGCUCAGGCUGAGUCAGAACAAGGUCAUUGUGUUUACUCGAGACAUGGUGAAGAAGGUUUUCAAUAUCCCAUCAGGCAACAGACCAGUUGAGCUUUUCAAGAGACAUGAGCAUUGUGAGCUCCACAACAUUUAUCACAAGAAUGGCAGGGCUCCAAUUAUGCAUACAGUGGAUGUGCUUCAUCGAGCUAGGAAUGAUGAUGGCGAUACUACGAAGAGGUCAUGGGUGCUCUUAGCUCUUGCAACAGUUUUAACUCCAAGCACUGGCAACAUGGUGCCGCUAGAGUACUUGAAAAGCCUUGAAGAAAUGGACAAGGUUACUGAAUUCGCUUGGGAUGAGCAUGUUUUAAGUGUUGCAAUGAGAGAGGUUAAGAAGUGCCAGGACAAGAUAAAAUCACAGGCUACUUCAUUCUGGGUUGGGGGCUGCUUCCCUAUGCUCGCGGUUAUUUACAUGGACCAUUUGAUAUUUCCUCAAGCUGCCAUCAACGAGCACCAAUUGAAUUAUUCUCUUCCAAGGGCUUGCUUCGUGCAUCAGACUGACUUUGAUCUUGUGUUGGACUUUGACAAGGAUAAGCUUUCUUUGGGAAAAGCCUCUUUCGGGAAGUGUCGUUUUCGCCCUCUGUCAGAGACACCAUACGCACCAUUGCCUGCCCAAGGCCCGGUAGGCAACAUCAGUGAAGUUGCUCAAGAUCAGCAGGUUUCGGACAACCCGGAUUGUGAUGACACUCAAUAUUGUGGAGCUGGAAAUAUCAACUUUAAUGAUAACCAAGAUGACGUGGCUGCGAAAGAGAACCCUAUGGAAGGUAGCAACCCAACGGAUAAUGGUAAAAGCACCGAUGAAGAUGUGUGUGGUUCGCUGGAUGAUUGCCUUCAAAACCCGGCACCAUUUGGGGCAGAGCUUGAGCUCCCAUCACACAUCUACGACAAUCACACAAAACUAUAUGAUGCAAAGUUAAAAGGGGCUCUAAGUUCGUACGGGCAAGUGUUGCAAGCAAUACAUUGCAAGCCAAUGGAGCAGCUUCUCAAAGAUGUUCAUGUUGCUUCGUCAAGUUCUCAGGAAGCAGCGGAUGUUACCUUUGAUGUGCCGCCUCCUCGCAGCAAUGUUGUAGACAAGUCAGAUGGUCAUGGUUGUAGCAAGGAAAGUUCUAGGGAGAAGUUCGUAGAUGAGCCAACAACUGACAAGGUGUUUGAGCCAGCUGAAGGAGCUCGAAGCAAUUGUGCAAGUAGCAUUGCUCAUGAGCCUAAUGGAGGCGACGUGGUUGAGCUGGGCACAGGAAGUAGUGCUGUUGUCAGUGAGAACCUUGGACGAUGUUUUGAGACUGCAAAUGAUAAAGUGUCUAGUGGUGAAGAUAUUGAGCAUGGUCACCAACUCAGCCAUCGCAAUCACUCUGUGCCGACUAGUGUGGUUGGACAUUGGAGUGAUGUGCCAUCAAUGAGUCUGUUUCAAGAGGGCACUGAGGCAUAUGAUUGGUGGAUCAGUGUCCCAAAUGUAGAUGCGAACUCCAAUGCUCCAACCCAUGGCAACACUGUUACAACACCAAAGUCUUGUGAUGUUUUUUAUGUCACUCCUCAGGCUCCAAUCUCAACAGAAGCAGAAGUUCUAGUGUAUGAUGUCACACCAAUCUCUGUGGCUCCAUUAUCAAGCGGGACUGCAGAUGGACCAUCAAAACCACGAGAAGAGCUAGUUGUUCUAGUUAGCAGCAGGGAACCAAGUCCCGUCCUCAACGAGGAGAAGUUGAAGAGAAAGGACGAGAAGAAGCUCAAGAGCAAGAAAAGAGUAGGGAGUCCAAUGUCGGCCAGAUCAAAGCACAAGAAAAUCAAGACAGGUUCGAAGAUGGAAGCAAUGUACCAGUACUAUGUCAUGAAGAGGUACAAGAUGAAGAAGAUGAAGAGAGGGGAAAUUGAGCCUCCUUUCAUUAGGAUUGGUGAUUUCCACAUUACCUACACCAACUUUCAGAAGUCGUUGAAGCCACGCGCUCAGAUAUGCAACGAAGUCAUGUCUUUGUUCAUCGAAACCUUCAACAUUGAACAAUUGUCAUCUUCAAAUAAGCAGAAGAAAUUUGCUUUCUCUGUUUUAAUGAGCCUUCAACUCUCUAUCCACCCAGAAGUUUUUGACCCGAGUGUUUGUGCAAGAGAGCUGAGGAGGGCGUGCCAAAAUUUCCAGAUUUCAGUUUUCGACCUACUUUUCUUCACCAUCGUCCAUGAUGGCCACUGGAUUGUUUGCGUCGUUAACCUCUUGCACAAGGAGUUCAACAUGUUUGACUCAUUGGAUAACGGAAAAUUGGAUGUUGUUGCAAGGAAUCUGCUUACCAAUUUCAAGAGGAUUGCUAUAGAAGAGCCAGAUUUCAAAGUGGAUUUAUCUUCUUUCAAACCAGACUGGCCCCUACUUGACUACCCACAACAGACAACUCACUUUGAUUGUGGAUUGUUUUCAACACUGUACUUGGAAAAUUUCGACGGCAAGAGGAUGAAAGAUUUUAAGAAGCAAACUAUGCUUGAUGUGCGGAAGACCAUUGCUUCGGAGCUGUUUUUCCAUCCGCUGAACAAGGUCUGCCCCGCUGAUGUGCAUAGGGCGGUCAUAGUGGCUUGAAGAAAGUGAUCAUCAAGAAUUGAAGAAGGUGAUUGCAGCAGUUUUGAAGAUGCAACUUUGCAAUUUUUGGAAAUACAUUGUUGCCAGUAGUGUGCUAUGUUCUUUUUUUGUGUCAAAUGAACUCCAUGUAAAGCAAAUCAGUUAUGGGCCUCUAAUUGGCUGGAAUGAUUCUCAAUAGUUUGUAGUAAGGAAACAUAAUUAUAUGUUUCAGUGAUUUUGUUGGAAGCUAUAACCGUGUGGUGGUUUGUUGGAACCAAGUUAUACCAGUUUUGCUACUUGGUACUCAACCUUUUCAAG
Triticum dicoccoides is the source of this 3282-nucleotide messenger RNA. RefSeq lists its product as uncharacterized. The transcript has 13 exons. The record is from RefSeq and is a predicted model, not a curated record. NCBI's taxonomy places the organism in Eukaryota, Viridiplantae, Streptophyta, Magnoliopsida, Poales, Poaceae. Gene Ontology annotation, molecular function: cysteine-type peptidase activity. Bases 184 to 2985 code for a protein of 933 amino acids. Gene Ontology annotation, biological process: proteolysis.